Piliocolobus tephrosceles (Ugandan red Colobus) is the source of this 2883-nucleotide messenger RNA. RefSeq lists its product as uncharacterized. Bases 230 to 952 code for a protein of 240 amino acids. The record is from RefSeq and is a predicted model, not a curated record. NCBI's taxonomy places the organism in Eukaryota, Metazoa, Chordata, Mammalia, Primates, Cercopithecidae. The transcript is spliced from 4 exons.
UGCCACAUGGGUACACGCCGCCUAUUGUUACAAACAUGGUAUAUGUUUUUGAAUCAAUUGUGUCCCCCAAAAAGAUGGUGAAGACUUAACCCUCAGUGCCCACGAGUGUGACCUUAUUUGGAAACAGUCUUGGUAGAUAAUUACAUUAAGAUGAGGUCAUUAAGUUGGGCCCACAAGCAGUAAGCCUGGUGUCUUUACAAAAAGGGGAGAUCUGAACACAGACAGACACAUGGGAGAAUGCCAUGUGAACAUGAAGGCAGAGAUGAGGCAACGCUCCUACAAGCCAAGGAACGCUGAGGGUGCCAGACGCAAGGAGAGCAGCCUGGAGCAGACCCUCCCUCAUAGCCCCCGGAAGAAAUGGACCCUGCUGACAUGUCGAUCUCGGAUUUCUAGCCUGGGUCUCGGUUCUUUAGGGAUCUCCACAUGCAGGAACGAUGUACACGGAUACCACACAAGGAGCAAACUUCUCAAACUUAACAGCCACCAGCCUAGCACACAGAGCAUCUACCCCAGACAGCAAAUGAUGCACCAUUCUCCUGAGAUGAGCCGUCCUCACUCCCAGACAAACGCGGCCUGGCCCGAGGGAAGCGCGAAGGUGCAGAACCUGCUGCCUCAGGUCCCACUAAGGAAAAAGAAGCUUCUGAGAAGAGGAAGGCACGCUGAGGAAGCAGGGGAGUUGUCACACAGAUGCAGGGUCACUAAGGCCUUAAGAACAGAGUCAAAGAGGGCAGAGGAAACGUUUUUCCUCUUCAACGUCGCCAUGGGAAAAUAUGAGAGAAAUCAUGAAAAGAUGGAAAUUUGGACACAGACAAAUGUGAAAGGGAGAAAGCCACGGGUGGAUGGAGGCAGAGACUGGAGUGAUGCAUCCACAGGCCAAGGGCACCAGGGAAGGCCAGUUGCCACUGCAAGCUGGACGAGGCUAAAAAGAAGCCCCCUUCGCACCUUGGAGUGACUGUGGAUUUGUCGACACUUUGAUCUCAAACUUCCGGCCUCCAGAACGGUGAGAGAACAGAUGUCCACUGUUUUAGGCCACCUAGGUUGUGGUGAUUUGUUAGAGUAACCCUAGGAAACUCACACAGCAAGGUAAUUCAGAAGAAAACUAAAGCACAGGGACUCCGGGCAUACCACAGGUUUUUUGGAGAUGAUAUAAAUACAAUAAGCUGACUCCCCAGUUUUCUCCUAGGGUACCAGCAUCCUGGCUACCACGAGAAUUCACACACAGGGGUCGAGGUGAGAAGGAAAACACCUCAGCAGUGGAUGCCACAGAGGACCACGGUGAACGCCGCAAUUUCUGAAUGCCUGUGGGGUGCCAGACCUAUGCCAGGCACAUGUGCUACCUUGCUUAAUCUUCUCAGCCACCCUGUGAGGCAGGUCCUGUUCACAGAAUUGUACUGAUUAAGACACCAGGGUUAAAAUAGAUGAAAUGAUUUGCUCACGUUAAUAGAGCCAGAAAAGGGAAGGGCCUAUUUCACAACCCAGUCUGUCUGACUUCGAAACCUCCGUCUCUCCUCUGUAAAGCCUGCAUACGUAGCACGUACUUUUACAAAAGGAAAAUAGAGCUUUGCAGGUUUUCCUUCCCUUAGAUGUAGAACUGCUGGAGGGAGGGGAGAGAGAAUGGCAAUGAUUAGAGGCUCUGGUAACACGUGCCCUGGGCAAUCUGGUAAAAUCUACAGACCUCAGAAUGACACGUUCACAUGCAUAAAAGAAAAUGAGAGAGGAUUGUAAAGUAAGACGAUUUAAAAGAGCUGUAAUGUAGUAACAUAUGUCAUGUAUGAAUUAAGAGGAUGGGUGUGAGGUACUGAUUCUGAAGUAUUGAUGAGUGAUGUCAAUAUACUUCAAGACAUGAGAAAAACCUGUUUUAUAAUGUGAGAAAGGUCUGUAAUCAGACAAUAUCACAACUAUCUAAAAUUCCUGGGUUAGAUGACAACACUUAAGAGUAUCUAGGGCAUCAGUCUCGUGCUCCAAUUCUUAAAAAAUGAAAAUUUAGGCCUUACAACUUAUAAAGUCAAAAAAGUAGCAUCUCACUAUCCCAGAACUAUAUCUCAUUACCCAAUGUCCCUUAAAUGAAAAUUAAUGUGUCAUAACCAAAAAUACCCUGCACAGGCCUGUUUUUAUGUGUUGCAACGAUCUGUCCCAGGAUUUUAAGUGGGUAAGGGGAACGCAUAGGAUCCCAGAUGAAUUGCCAUAUUUUGAGGAGUUGAAAGCAGGAACAAGGAAAUAUUUACAUAUGCAGUAAGUGAUAAGUUUGAGCCAUAAUUACAUUUUUUUCUUGUGGGAGGGGGUGGUAUUUUUAACACCAAAGGAAUAACAUGUUACAUUCACUUAGAAAUCAGAUUUUCAAACUGCUUUCCCAUCUAACUAUAAUUAUAUUUUCCAAGAAGCAAAGAAGACAUAAUUACCCCCAUUUUAAGAUGAGAAGACAAUGGAUUUACUGAAAGAUAAGAGCAAGCGAGACAGUUCAGGAACUUCCAUUUCAUCUUUGGAAGGCUAGCACUAGACAUGACCCCACCAUUAACAGCAGCAGGUAAGAAAGAUGACAAAUGGCUUUAUGGGUUGUAGCAAAAACCCUUAGCAGCAACUGAUGCUGCUCCCCAAAAGCCUUCAUGAGCUUAUCACACACGCAGUCUGCACUGCUGGCUUCUGCCCUGUGUAUUUCUCUGGGCUAUUUCUCCAUUCAUCCAUGUGUGUGUAGACACAGUCACACGCAUGCAUCUGGCUAGGACUCUUCUGUGUUGGUUCCUCCCACAGUCCUGACCUUCACUUCUUUCCGAUGUUCUUUCUCUCUCCUUGCCUAGGCCCUCUUCCCCUGUUGUGUAUGCAACGAAGAGUCGAUUUUGUUUCACGGAGUAAAUCAUAUUAGGUUUUCUAUCCUUAAUUUUUGUA